GCCGCGUUUUGCCUCCGCAGCAGCUCUGGGCUCUUCUCAGCUGCGCGAGCAGCUGCUCCAAUGCCCCGGAGUGGCCAUGGGCGCCCCGCACUGGUGGGACCAGCUGCAGGCUGGUAGCUCGGAGGUGGACUGGUGCGAGGACAACUACACCAUCGUGCCUGCUAUCGCCGAGUUCUACAACACGAUCAGCAAUGUCUUAUUUUUCAUUUUACCGCCCAUCUGCAUGUGCUUGUUUCGUCAGUAUGCAACAUGCUUCAACAGUGGCAUCUACUUAAUCUGGACUCUUUUGGUUGUAGUGGGAAUUGGAUCCGUCUACUUCCAUGCAACCCUUAGUUUCUUGGGUCAGAUGCUUGAUGAACUUGCAGUCCUUUGGGUUCUGAUGUGUGCUUUGGCCAUGUGGUUCCCCAGAAGGUAUCUACCAAAGAUCUUUCGGAAUGACCGGGGUAGGUUCAAGGUGGUGGUCAGUGUCCUGUCUGCGGUUACGACGUGCCUGGCAUUUGUCAAGCCUGCCAUCAACAACAUCUCUCUGAUGACCCUGGGAGUUCCUUGCACUGCACUGCUCAUCGCAGAGCUAAAGAGGUGUGACAACAUGCGUGUGUUUAAGCUGGGCCUCUUCUCGGGCCUCUGGUGGACCCUGGCCCUGUUCUGCUGGAUCAGUGACCGAGCUUUCUGCGAGCUGCUGUCAUCCUUCAACUUCCCCUACCUGCACUGCAUGUGGCACAUCCUCAUCUGCCUUGCUGCCUACCUGGGCUGUGUAUGCUUUGCCUACUUUGAUGCUGCCUCAGAGAUUCCUGAGCAAGGCCCUGUCAUCAAGUUCUGGCCCAAUGAGAAAUGGGCCUUCAUUGGUGUCCCCUAUGUGUCCCUCCUGUGUGCCAACAAGAAAUCAUCAGUCAAGAUCACGUGAUGGCAAGAUGGUGGCUGGCUUCUCUGCUUAUCGCCCCUCAUGCAGUGGGCUUCCUUUGCUAGGAAGACAGCCAAGGGAGUUCGAAUAGUUGGGGUGUGGGCUAUCUUUUCAAAAAUCUAUUUGCUGGGGCUCUUAAUUUCUUUAGUGUUCUUUGUAUGUAGGGAUUUAAACUUUGUCAUAUGGUACAAAUAUUCCCUGCCCCCCUGCAGUUUCCCAUUUGUCUUUCAGUAUGUUAAUAUUUUUGUGCCAUACUGGUUUUAAACUUUCAUGUUGUCACAUCUGUUAAUCUUUUCUUUAGGAUUUCUGGAUUUUGUGUAAUUUUUAAAAAGGUCCCCUCCUCCUCCCUAAUGUGUCUGUGGACCACCUGGAUUCCACUGUACAAGGGGAAAAGUGUCUAUUCCUUUCCCAAAGAUGGAAAAUGGAGGGCUUAGGGACACUAGAUGCAUCUUUCUCAGCAUCACUUCCAGAUGCAGUGACUUGUUGGGCUGCGUCCUUAAUGGCCAUGGCAGAGCAGUCCCUUGGGGGAUCCAGCCCUGUACAAUGCAUCUCUUCCUGGAGAAAGCUGGCCUGCUCCAGACCCCACCAUUCCCAGGCGCCCUUGGAGUGGACUCUACUGAUGACAGACAGACCCUCUGAGAGACAAGACCCUCUGACUCUGUGAUGGAAGAUGCCAGAGAUUUUCCUUUGGGGUAAUUGUCCUUAAACAAAACCAAACAGAUGAAACACACACAGGACUUGUGGCUAAAAAGGCUAGUUUUUCACUUGCAUUUCUCAACUAACCCAGGUUUUACAUGCAUCUGUGAAUCCUUUUACUACUACCUCUGUGGAGAGAUGGAGAGACUUCAGAUAAACGUGAAGCUAAUGAGUAAAACCCUCUCUGCCAAAACCUACACUCCACUUUAGGCCCUUCUUGAAGAUGAGCACAAUUUUUAAAUACUGAGCACAAUUUUUAAAUACUGACAUCACUUCCUCUUCCCCCUCCCACCCCAGCUCAGCAGCCUCAAAUCUACAGAGAAGAAGAAUUAUGGCAUGAACAUUCCCACAGACCCACCAUCUUUAAGACUUGACCUCUGUAAGUUUACCAAAGGGCUCCUCACAAUUGUGGUGGGGGUUCUGGUUCAAAAUUUGGAGCAAACAUGAAGUUUUUGGAAACGUUUUCUCAUUUGAAGCCUCCAGUAUGCUGUACUAUUCUGGAAAUUACCUUCAAGAGUCUCACUUCUUGUUUCUGUUGUGUUUUCUGUGGGCAUCAUGUUCUUCACGCUUGCAGUAGAAGGUGCUUUCUCGGUUUCCCAGAGUAUCCAACGGCUCACCUUUCUCAAGUGCUGGCAGUAGCUAUGCACUCACGGGCUGGUUUGGGUCGCUGGUGCAGCAGCGCAAAUCUGUUGCCUUCUGAAUUUUUCUCACCUAAUGUGACACUGGCUACAAUGAAUCUUCUCUUCAUCGGGCUGAAUGAAAGAUUCAAGAACCAUCUUCAAGGUGCAUGGUGGGAAUUAUCAACCUCAGGGAUACUCAUUUUAACUCAGGCGUGUCCUGCUUUGUAACAUUCCAUUGUUGGGAGAGGGCAGGACAGGUGUGUUCUUCUGUGGGCAGGAGUCAUGUCACUGUCCUACAUAUGUAAGAGUUGGGAAGGUGACGAUUUUUGACACAUCCAGGAACUCUUACUCUAGUUAGAAUUUGUACCAGAUCCAAGGUGAAAACCCCAAUAAGCAACUGAAUUUAGAGUUUAAAAAUGAAUGACUUUAUGCUACAUCUGUGGUUAUCAAAUUAUAUAGGUUGUUGAGAAGCAGAACGCUGUUUGUAGUAAGAAAUCUUUGUGGAACCCCAGUGUGUGAAGUAAAUUGUAUGUUAUUAAAUUUAUUUAAGGUUAAA
This is a messenger RNA of Homo sapiens (human), 2773 nucleotides long. RefSeq names its product alkaline ceramidase 2 (gene ACER2). The transcript is spliced from 6 exons. The coding region runs from base 77 to 904 and encodes 275 amino acids. NCBI's taxonomy places the organism in Eukaryota, Metazoa, Chordata, Mammalia, Primates, Hominidae. The record is from RefSeq and is marked validated. Gene Ontology annotation, molecular function: N-acylsphingosine amidohydrolase activity. Gene Ontology annotation, cellular component: membrane; Golgi membrane. Gene Ontology annotation, biological process: ceramide metabolic process; sphingolipid metabolic process; sphingosine biosynthetic process.